Molecule: messenger RNA, 705 nt
Organism: Symbiodinium pilosum
Lineage: Eukaryota; Dinophyceae; Suessiales; Symbiodiniaceae
Source: the annotation of a GenBank genome assembly
AUGGUCAGACAUGGCAGAGCCCUCUGCAGAUUGGUGGUCGUCAGUCAGUGCACUCUGAUGGCACUGUGGCAGCUUCCUGGAGGCUUUGUGCAACCAUUGGCAGCUGCAAGGAGGCCCAGCAGUCAAGCAGCUAUGAAGACAAUAGCGAUGCACGCAGAGAGCACGCCAGACGCAGAGGCGCCGAGCCCGCUUGUGGCAGUUUGGCGCUACAUUGGCGGCUAUUAUGAAAUCAAAGAAUCUGACGGGAAGCUUUUCUUCCAGGAAAAUAACCUUCAGGGUGAACUAGUGGAGCAGGAUGGCUGGCUAGUUGCGGAGCUCCCGCCUGCAGGCACCAUUCGCUUAAAGCUUGGUGACUCUGGGAGUGAGGUUUUGUCAAACUUCAAGCCAGCAGAUUCGGAGAAGUGGGGUGAGUCCAUCACCGCACUGAAAGAGUGGGAAUCUUUGACCAGCCGGGUGGAGGCCCUGUACAGAGACUUGGACGGCUCAGAGUUCGAGGGCGCAGCCAUGGACGGGGAAGUCGUCGUGAAGGUCAACGGCCGACAGAGGCCAGUAGGCUUGACUUUGUCACCCAAGGCAGCCUCAGGGUCGAACUUGGGCUCCGCCAUUAAAGAAGCGCACUCAAGCGCGGUGGACAAAUCUAUGGAAGUCAUGACAGCACGUCUCCAAGAACUCUAUGCAGCACAUUUCUCUGCAACUAGACCAUGA